CGAACAAACGAUAGAUCUAUUUAGAGAAAACGACUGCUUUCGAACAACGCCCGAGAUAACCCGAGGUGUAAUGUGAAGAAGGCAGAUAUAUAUAUGAGGUUGGUGUGUGUGUGUGUGUGUGUGUUGAGUGUGUUGCGUGUGUAUGAAACGAAAAGAAAUCUUGAGACCUUUGGGUGGGUAGAAAGGCGGGAUAAAAGGGCGCCCUCCACUCUCCGGAUCCAUGUUGCAGCAAGCAAUCGACAGGCUUGGCAAAGCUGCUGGCAGCCCGGGCGGAGGUACUCUGGUACCCUUACCCAGCGCCAACCACCGGUACCUUACCACGUACCUAGUCUGGGCACUCUGCGAACCUCCGCUGCCGAUUCGGGGAGAGCGAGGGCACUGCGGGGGCCAGAUGCAACCAGUAGCUUUCUCUUACGAGGGCCUAGUAAGGACCACUGCGUAAGACACUGCGCCAUCGAUGAGUCUGCAACUUGACAGAGUGAUUGAUGGAAAGACCCGCGAACCCCAUCCCGAACGAGCUACGGGGUCCUCCGUGCUUGGCUCGGGGAGCUGCAACAGCAGCUCGGGACUACUGGUAGGUUAGGCCUGAAUUACAGCUGCAUGCCUUAGCGACUCAGCGAUCGCCGCCGCCGCCGCCGCCGCAGCAGCAGCAGCAGGUAACAGCGCCAGCCACGAUUGGGGGGGACCCGUGAUCCAAUUGGAGUGUAUCGUGGUUCAAGUGGCG
Messenger RNA from Colletotrichum navitas, 724 nucleotides. RefSeq lists its product as uncharacterized. The record is from RefSeq and is a predicted model, not a curated record. The transcript has 2 exons. Lineage: Eukaryota; Fungi; Ascomycota; Sordariomycetes; Glomerellales; Glomerellaceae. Bases 94 to 474 code for a protein of 126 amino acids.